Molecule: messenger RNA, 954 nt
Organism: Sporothrix brasiliensis 5110
Lineage: Eukaryota; Fungi; Ascomycota; Sordariomycetes; Ophiostomatales; Ophiostomataceae
Exons: 2
Coding region: 1-954 (317 amino acids)
Biological process (GO): L-ascorbic acid biosynthetic process
Molecular function (GO): calcium ion binding; gluconolactonase activity
Source: RefSeq, a predicted model, not a curated record
AUGGCUAGCAGCAUCCCAGUCUGGGAGGUCAAGGAGCCGUAUCUUGACCUCCACUGCCAGCUCGGCGAGGGUCCCUUUUACGAAGCGGAGACACACAGCCUACGCUUCGUCGACAUCAUCCAACACCGCAUUCAUACCGUCGACUUAGCUGCGGGGCCGUCGUCGCUGCACACUCUCCAGCUAGACGUGCCAGUCUCGGUGACGGCCGACAUUGAGGAUGUCGACCCGCGCGAAAAGAUCCUGGUCGGCCUCAAGUACGGCCUGGCCGUUCUCGACCGCAAGACGGGCAAAUACGAGUACCUGCACCGCUUCAGCGAAAGCGCCGAGCUCAGCAAGAGCAAGGCACCCGUCGAUUUUGAGCGCAUCCGUGGCAACGACGGCGCAGCCGACCCGAGCGGACGAUUCUGGCUCGGUUCCAUGACCGACUUUAACCUGGGCGAAUUCCAGCCCGAGGGCGGCCUGUUUCGCAUCGAGGCGGGUGCCAAGUCGGGCACGUUGAUCCGCCCCGACUUGACUAUCCCCAAUGCUCUUGGCUUCUCACCAGACAACCGCACCCUGUACUUUACCCACACGCCCGACCAGGCCGUCUAUGCCUUUGACUACAACCCGGACAGCGGCGACGUCUCUAACGAGCGCGUGGUCUACAAACACAACGGGCCCGGCUCGCCUGACGGGUUCCGCGUCGACGUCGAGGGCAACAUCUGGCACGCCUUUUACGGAUCGGGCCAAGUGCUCAAGAUCUCGCCCAAGGACGGCAGCGUCAUUGGCGAGAUCCGCCUGCCCACAAACAACAUCACCUGCACGCAAUUUGUUGGCACCGAGCUGUACAUUACGACAGCCGCGGACGAAGAUGCCGAGGGCGGCGAGACGAGCAAGAAGUAUGGCGGUGGCCUGUUCCGUGUGGAUGUGGGCGUCGAGGGCCUGCCGCUCUUCAAGUUCAAGCUCAACGCAUGA